Molecule: messenger RNA, 936 nt
Organism: Symbiodinium natans
Lineage: Eukaryota; Dinophyceae; Suessiales; Symbiodiniaceae
Source: the annotation of a GenBank genome assembly
AUGCCACUGUCGAGCUUCAACACCCAAGCAGCGCUCCAUGCGCAGGUGCCUUGUCCAGAUUUCUUCCGGUGCGCCAGGGCAGCCUUUUCCGCACGUGCUGCCAAAUCUUGGAUGUCUUCGGGCCUGAAGGAAGUGAACAAGCACAUCCACAGCAACCUUAAAGACAGUGCUGGGGACUGCGAGGCAGCACUCGAAGGGAUCCCGUUCGUCACUUUGAACUUUGGAUAUCAGCAGAGCUUUGCAGAGGCGUUCUGGCGCUACCGCUCGAUCAAGGGAGAGGUGAAGUUCGCUAGUCCGCAGUCAGAAGUCUACAGGAGCAGCAAUCCCUGCCACUGCAUGGUAAGGAGCUGCCAGGGGCAUGCACCGCUUGCGCACAUGAAGACGGACAUGGGAGGAGUCGACACAGAUAUUUCCGUUCUGUGGGCUACGGGUCUGACAUCCUUUGAGCUCGUAGAUGCAUUGGUGACGCCGCCAGCUGAAGCUUCUGUGCAAAGCCAGCGGUGGUCUUUGACGUUGACGGCAAUGUUCAGCGACCUGCACCUCUACUUCAAAGUCCUUGUCAACAAUAAGGAGUGGAUGAAUGGCUACAUGUGCUGCGACCAAACCCUGCACUUCACCGUGAAGGCAACCGCCGAAUGUCACAAAGGCAUUGGCUUCAGUGCUGCGCAACUCGAGCUUGUGCACAUGGACAAGAUCAAUUUCGUUCAGAAGACGCAGAUGCAUCUGGAUUCAGGUGCUUAUGCAUCGUUUGAGCUUGACUAUGGCACCUCGGAGACGGUGGAAAAGGUGGUUGCCAACUUCAUGACAUUGAAGGAGGGCGCGCUUCUGAUGAGAAACUCGGAUGGGUCAACAACAGACACGUUGCAGACAAUCAGCGAGGCUCUUUCAGCAGUCAUCGAACUGAAUACUGGAGAGCGGUGUCUGACGCACACAUGA